CUCCCUACCUGGGGCUCUGAGAAAGAUGGGAUCUGCCACGAGUCUGCUGCCACCACCUAAGGAUACAGAAGAUGCUGUAGGGGCCCAAGGUGCCCAGGGAGAGACGCCAGCCAGCAAAGUGCAAUAGCAGAUAUGGUGAUGAGGCUGCCUGUCCUCUGGAGGUGUUGGAAGAGAAGGGGAGUCUGGUGCACGUCGACUGGAGGCCUCCUGGACUGGCUUUGAACUCACGUCCUCAUGGAUAUUUCUGUAAAUGAGCGGCUCCUAGGGUCAGAGUGGCAUUUGGAGAGCGAGACUGGAUUGGCUUAGGCUGGCCUGGGCAGGGAGUGCCACUUCCUGGGCUAGAGACAAGCACCGGCCUGCAGUGAGGAGCUUGGGGCCCAGCUGCCCGGAGGACGGCCAAGGCCUGGGAGGACUGGCCGGGGAAGGUGCCCAGUCUUCCCUCUCCUCGGUACCUGAGAGCUCUGCCCACUGAAGGGUGAGGAGACUGAAGAAAAAGGAGGCGGGGAAGGCAACCCAGAGGCACCAUGUUCCGCAAGAAAAAAAAGAAACGCCCUGAGAUCUCGGCCCCACAGAACUUCCAACAUCGCGUCCACACCUCCUUUGACCCCAAAGAAGGCAAGUUCGUGGGCCUCCCCCCACAAUGGCAGAACAUCCUGGACACACUGCGGCGACCCAAGCCCGUGGUAGACCCUUCACGCAUCACCCGGGUGCAGCUUCAGCCCAUGAAGACAGUGGUGCGUGGCAGCGCGGCGCCCACGGAUGGCUACAUCUCGGGGCUGCUCAAUGACAUCCAGAAGUUGUCGGUCAUCAGCUCCAACACCCUGCGCGGCCGCAGCCCCACCAGCCGGCGGCGGGCACAGUCCUUGGGGCUGCUGGGGGAUGAGCAGUGGGCUGCAGACCCGGACAUGUACCUGCAGAGCCCCAAGUCUGAGCGCACUGACCCCCACGGCCUCUACCUCAGCUGCAAUGGGGGCGCACCAGCAGGCCACAGGCAGGUGCCAUGGCCCGAGCCGCAGAGCCCACGGGUCCUGCCCAAUGGGCUGGCCACCAAGGCACAGUCCCUGGGCCCCACCGAGUUCCAGGGUGCCACACAGCGCUGCCUGCAGCUGGGAACCUGCCUGCAGAGAUCCCCACCUGGCACCUCCCCACCCACAGCCACGGGCAGGCGUGGGACCAAGACUGUGAGGCAUGGCUCCGAGGAGGCCCGGCCACAGUCCUGCCUGGUGGGCUCGGCCACAGGCAGGCCGGGUGGGGAGGGCAGCCCCAGCCCUAAGAGCCAGGAGAACAGCCUGAAGCGCAGGCUGUUCCGAAGCAUGUUCCUGUCUGCUUCUGCCACGGCCCCUCCAAGCAGCAGUAAGCCAGGCCCUCAACCACAGAGCAAGCCCAAUUCCUCUUUCAGACCACCACAGAAAGACUGCCCCCCAAACCUGGUGGCGAAGGCCCAGUCCUUGCCCUCAGACCAGCAUGUGGGCACCUUCAACCCUCUGACCACCUCGGAUACCAGCAGCCCCCAGAAGUCCUUCCGCACAGCCCCAGCUGCCGGCCCUCCUCCAGGCCGGUCUUCCCCAGCGGGCUCCCCCCGUACACGGCAUGCCCAGAUCAGCACCAGCAACCUGUACCUGCCCCAGGACCCUGCGGUGGCCAAGGGUGCCCUGGCUAGUGAGGACACGGGUGUUGUGACUCAUGAGCAGUUCAAGGCUGCGCUCAGGAUGGUGGUGGACCAGGGUGACCCCCGGCUACUGCUGGACAGUUACGUGAAGAUUGGCGAAGGCUCCACCGGCAUUGUCUGCCUGGCCCGGGAAAAGCACUCCGGCCGCCAGGUGGCCGUCAAGAUGAUGGACCUCAGGAAGCAGCAGCGCAGGGAGCUGCUCUUUAACGAGGUGGUGAUCAUGCGGGACUACCAGCACCUCAAUGUGGUGGAGAUGUACAAGAGCUACCUGGUGGGCGAGGAGCUGUGGGUGCUUAUGGAGUUCCUGCAGGGUGGGGCCCUCACGGACAUCAUCUCUCAAGUCAGGCUGAAUGAGGAGCAGAUCGCCACUGUGUGUGAGGCCGUGCUGCAGGCCCUGGCUUACCUGCACACCCAGGGGGUCAUCCACCGGGACAUCAAGAGCGACUCCAUCCUGCUGACCCUCGAUGGCAGGGUGAAACUCUCAGACUUUGGAUUCUGUGCGCAAAUCAGCAAAGAUGUCCCUAAGAGGAAGUCCCUGGUGGGAACCCCCUACUGGAUGGCUCCUGAAGUGAUCUCCAGGUCUCUGUAUGCGACCGAGGUGGAUAUCUGGUCUCUGGGCAUCAUGGUGAUUGAGAUGGUGGAUGGAGAGCCACCCUACUUCAGUGACUCCCCAGUGCAAGCCAUGAAGAGGCUCCGGGACAGCCCCCCGCCCAGGCUGAAGAAUUCUCACAAGGUCUCCCCAGUGCUACGAGACUUCCUGGAACGGAUGCUGGUGCGGGACCCCCAGGAGAGAGCCACGGCCCAGGAGCUCCUGGACCACCCGUUCCUGCUGCAGACAGGGCUGCCUGAAUGUCUGGUGCCUCUGAUCCAGCUCUACCGCAAGCAGACCUCCACCUGCUGAGCCCGACCCUAGAGUGCACCUGCUACCUGUGCCCACAGGCAGGGGACACUGGGCCGCCAGCUUGCAACAGGGCCUGCCUGCCUGCCUCAUUCUCUCAGUAUUCUCUCCAAAGAUUGAAUGUGAAGCCCCACCCCCACCCUCCUGCCCCUCCGCCCACUGGGCCAGGCCGGACCUGCCCCUUGGUCUCUCUCCCUCCGAAGAGUCCCUAGUUGCCUUUGGGAUGAUGGAGACCCCUUCUGCAGGGUGACCCUUUGUUAUCUGUACAGGGAGAUUUCUAAGAAAUAUGGAGACUAGUGUUUUUGGCCACUGUGGCCAAUACAGCAGAAAAGGCUGCUGUGGUUUUUUAAAGGUAGUUGUACAUGAGCAUCCGAGGCCACCCAGGAAGGAGACUGCCCAUCUUCCCCAGGACGCUUGCUGUCCUCAGCUCCAGUUCCAAACCCUGGGGCCUGAGAGGGCCACAGGGAAGGUCUUGAUUGCCUGAAUCGUCUUCCUCCCUUAUGUCUGGCUUCCUGAAGGCACAGUCCCACGUGCACCUGUUUCCUGACCCACCAAGCUGACAACACUGUCCCUGCACAGCCCCUGCCCAGCUGUGGACAGACUGCUCGGAGGCCAUGGUGGCAGGGAGGGCAUUUUCUGGGUGAAAAAGGAAGAAGGCAGUUGGUGGUAAAGGUGGUCUCACUGUACAGGGUGUGUUGCUUGUUUUUGUGCCGAUGUGUGUGUAAGUAGAGGAAGGGGUUGCCCCGACAGCCUGGCUCCCUUCAGGUCAUCGUGGCUGGCUCCAGUAAGGCUUCUCCAUCCUCUCUCCCACUAAGUUCUGCUCUGAAGGGACCUGCUUUCUUGGCCUGGCUUCCCGCAUCUUAAGUCCUGGGUUUCUGUCUGACCAGUGAAGAGAUCUGUAUUGAGUCUGACACAUCCUGGGGGCUUGGCAGGUUUCCGAGUUCCUCCUGCACUGUGGAGUCUGAGAGCCAGAGAUCAGAAUGGUGAGGGAACAAACUUUGUUUUACCUGUGAGCUUCAUCUCAAAAACCAGGUCAUCAGGGACCCAUUCUUUUCAAAAUCCUGGUCUGAGGGAGGUGAACCAGCUCCCAGGGUUCCAUCACCUUAAGAGAAUGGGCACCCAUUUGUGCAAACCACCUGCCCCUCGCUGCCUCCUCAGACACCUGUCUCCUUGUCCUCCUCCCCUCCCUACCAUCAGGGCUGCUGUGGGACAGGGAAUCCCAGGGAAGAACUCCAGGUGUCCGGACCCUAUCUAGAUAAUAUUUUUAGAUUCCUCUGCUCCCUAGUGACCUGCUUUAGGGCAGAAAAAAAAAAAAGCAAGGACUUUUUUUAAGGGUCAGAGUUUUAAAAACAAAAGCAUCUUCCCUAGAAAUUUUUGUGAAUUGUUUGCACUUGUGCCUGUUUUAAAUUAAACUGAGUGUUCAAAA
Molecule: messenger RNA, 3993 nt
Organism: Vicugna pacos (alpaca)
Lineage: Eukaryota; Metazoa; Chordata; Mammalia; Artiodactyla; Camelidae
Gene: PAK6
Product: p21 (RAC1) activated kinase 6
Biological process (GO): protein phosphorylation
Molecular function (GO): protein serine/threonine kinase activity; ATP binding
Source: RefSeq, a predicted model, not a curated record